Molecule: messenger RNA, 1782 nt
Organism: Lindgomyces ingoldianus
Lineage: Eukaryota; Fungi; Ascomycota; Dothideomycetes; Pleosporales; Lindgomycetaceae
Exons: 14
Coding region: 1-1782 (593 amino acids)
Biological process (GO): carbohydrate metabolic process
Molecular function (GO): alpha-L-fucosidase activity
Source: RefSeq, a predicted model, not a curated record
AUGUUCUGCUAUCGACAAUAUCUGUUCCUAGCAUCUUCGACUGCCUUGUGUGAUGCCCAAAUACUAUGGUCUUCAUCUCCAGUCACAAAUUACUCCGAUAUCAUUAAGGAAGCUAUGCCAUUCGGUCCGCCGGGGGCUGAGAAGGUCGUCCUGAAUAUCGAUUCCCUCUGGUCUGGCGGUCCUUUCGGGGCAGAUAACUGCACGGGUGGUAACGCCUCAGAGGAGAUGUCAUCCUGCCUUUCAGGAAUACGCGGUUGGAUUUUUUCAGGAUACAACCGGAAAUGUCUCUCAGUGUUAGGGAACUACAAAAGGACCUUGGACCUCGAAACUGGGAUAUACACCACACAGUUCUCUAUAAACAACGGCGACAGAUACAUAACGCAAACUUACUGCAGCGGCCCUGAUCAGGUCUGUAUCUACGAGCUCAGCUCUACUACCAUGCUACCAGUAAUUUCGCUCAAAUUGAAGAACCAGCUCGGUGUCAAUCAGGUUAGACCACCUGAAGGUAUGAAAUACGAGGGCGUGGUUAAAGUCACUGGGAUUGGAAACUACUCGACGCAUUGCAGCAAGACAAAUUCAGCUGGGAUAGGGACGCUACUGGUCCCUUCGAUUUUUGGAGUGCACUCAAUUAGCAUCGUAGAAACAUGCAGGCAGAUCACAACUGCAGCUGCUUCAAUAUCGAGCGCCGAACUUGAACAGAGACACAUAAAAGACUAUGAACUCCUAUCCGGGGCUUUCACUCUUGAGCUACAAGACCUGAAUGGCUCUGCCGCAAUGGAGACUUCUAAGAUUUUCAGCCAAUAUAAUUAUUCUCAAGGGGCUCCUUUCGUCGAAUCGCUAUUAUUCGACUAUUCUCGUCACCUUUCUCAUUUCGCUGCCGAGCAAACCUGGCUAGGGGAUAUCCAAGACGGCCUGUGGCGGUACAUGCAAGAUACUUGGGUGUUGCGAGGAACCAAGACAGCGAAGCUCCUGUAUGGCGCUCCUGGAUGGGUAACAUACGAUAAAAUGAACAUAUUUGGACACACUGUGGUGAAGGGCACCGCACAAUGGGCGUAUUAUCCAAUAUCUGCAGCUUGGAUGAUGCAGCACGUCCACGAUACUGGCUACCCCCUCCUCAAAGGUGAAGACCACUGCUGGAACGACGACACCCUCGUCGUAAACCCCUGCGACAGCCCCGAACACGGCCCCACGACCUUUGAAUGCACACACUACCAACAACUGCUCCAUAAACUCUUCACCAACGUAACCAUCCUCGACCCUCUGGCCUCCAAGCCAGAUUCUUCAUUCCGGAACAACCUCUCUAAUCCAGAAGAAACGGAAACUUACGACAUCCAAAACGACCCCCACAGACACCUCUCACACCUCUGGAGUUGGUACCUAAGUCUCUCUAUCAUCUCCUCCUCACCCCAAUAUUUCUCCGGCUACACAAACCAAACCAUCCAAACCGCCAUCGCUAAUUCCUUACAUUCCAGACGCUUCGGAAACGGACCCGAUGCAAACUCAGGCUGGGAGAAGCGAGCGUAUUUUGAGCUCAAGUAUGCGAUUAAGCUGAAUUUUGUGGGCAAUGCGUUGAGUAUGUAUAGUGAGAGAGAUAUGCCAUUUCAGAUUGAUGCGAAUUUUGGGUUCGCGGGCGCGGUUUUGAGCAUGCUAGUUGUUAACGUUGAGGAAAGGGAGGAGAAGACGGUUGUUUUGGGGUCUGUGAUAUCCCGGGAGUGGGGUAGAGGGAGUGUGAGUGGGCUGAGAUUGAGAGGAGGGCUCUACCCUGGUCAGAUUGCAUGUUAG